Molecule: messenger RNA, 1776 nt
Organism: Andrographis paniculata
Lineage: Eukaryota; Viridiplantae; Streptophyta; Magnoliopsida; Lamiales; Acanthaceae
Product: WD-40 repeat-containing protein MSI4-like
Exons: 15
Coding region: 162-1535 (457 amino acids)
Biological process (GO): regulation of gene expression
Cellular component (GO): nucleus
Molecular function (GO): histone binding
Source: RefSeq, a predicted model, not a curated record
CGGUGUGUACCGAUGUGAUCUCGGAGGUCCCUGGAGCCCCUAAAAAUCAUGACGCAGGAAGCCACGCCGCGCGGACAAACCCACCUCCACCGACCCAAUAUAAAGUGCUAAAACCCCUUCACUCGCAGAGCACAGUAAAGGGAGCAGUCGCCGGAGGAGAAAUGGAGAACGCGGCGGAACGUCCUGUGGAGGAGCGUUAUGCACAGUGGAAGUCCUUGAUACCUGUGCUGUACGACUGGCUUGCGAAUCACAACCUCGUUUGGCCCUCCCUCUCUUGCCGAUGGGGGCCACAAGUGGAACAAGCAACUUACAAGAAUCGUCAGCGCCUUUACCUCUCUGAACAGACAGAUGGCAGUGUUCCAAACACACUUGUCAUAGCAAAUGUUGAAGUUGUAAAGGCUAGAGUUGCUGCAGCAGAGCACAUAGCUCAAUUCAAUGAAGAGUCACGCUCACCUUUUGUGAAGAAGAACAAGACAAUCAUACAUCCUGGCGAGGUGAAUAGAAUUAGGGAACUGCCACAGAAUAGCAACAUUGUGGCCACUCACACUGACAGCCCUGAUGUUCUCAUUUGGGAUGUUGAAAGUCAACCUAAUCGGCAACCUGUUUUAGGUGCUGCACCAUCUCGUCCUGAUCUGGUACUUACUGGACAUAAAGAUAAUGCCGAAUUCGCUUUAGCUAUGUGUCCUACGGAGCCCUCUGUGCUAUCUGGAGGCAAGGACAGGUCUGUGGUUUUGUGGAGCAUCCAGGAUCAUAUAACUUCUUUGGCAGCAGAUCAGGGAGCUCAAAAGUCUCCAGGAUCCACCAAGGGCAGUUUAGUCAACGGUAAAACUGCAGAUGGCCCCACUGUUCAAGCUCGUGGAAUUUUCCUCGGGCAUGAGGAUACUGUUGAAGAUGUGCAGUUCAAUCCAUCAAGUGCACAGGAGUUCUGCAGUGUUGGUGAUGAUUCUUGCCUCAUAUUGUGGGAUGCCAGAACGGGCAAUUCUCCUGCCAUAAAGGUUGAAAAAGCCCAUGAUGCUGAUCUUCAUUGUGUCGACUGGAAUCCCAAUGAUGUCAAUCUAAUUUUGACAGGAUCUGCUGAUAAUACAGUACGUAUGUUUGAUCGCCGGAAUCUUAAUUCUGGACGAGUUGGAACCCCUAUUCACAUAUUUGAAGGGCACAGUGCAGCUGUGCUUUGCGUUCAGUGGUCUCCGGAGAAGGGAACAGUCUUUGGCAGUGCAGCAGAAGAUGGUAUCUUGAAUAUCUGGGAUCAUGGGAAGAUUGGCAAGGUGGAGGAUAACCCAGGAGCAGAAGAUGCAAAUUACCCGUCAGGACUGUUUUUCCGACAUGCCGGGCACAGGGAUAAGGUGGUCGAUUUCCACUGGAACUCAGCGGAUCCAUGGACAAUUGUCAGCGUGUCUGAAGAUGGAGAGAAGACUGGUGGGGGCGGUACUCUGCAGAUAUGGCGAAUGAUCGACCUCAUAUACCGGCCAGAGGACGAGGUAAUAGCUGAGCUGGAAACAUUCAAAUCCCAUCUCUUGACAUGCUCUGAUUCUUGAUUUUACAUCUGGGGAGAGCCGAGCCGGUAAAUCUUAUCGUUGAUAAAUCUUGUUGUGAACUUGUACAAUGUUCGAAACAUUUGAUGAUACGACAGUUACACGGCUUGAUUGUCCUCUAGCACCGGCGUAAUUAUAUUAGUCUUCAUGUUGUCAAAGUAGCUUAUGGACGGAUUUCUUCUUAUGCAAUAUGCACAUAUAACUGUUACUUUUAUUUAACCUUACGGAUGCCUUCAUUGUGCUA